Macrosiphum euphorbiae (potato aphid) is the source of this 771-nucleotide messenger RNA. NCBI's taxonomy places the organism in Eukaryota, Metazoa, Arthropoda, Insecta, Hemiptera, Aphididae. The record is from the annotation of a GenBank genome assembly.
AUGUAUUUUUAUUCCAGAGCAAAAGAUGUUGUUGAAAAAAACAUAGAAUCUGGUUCUGAAGCCGAAGAGCAAGAAGAGGAAUAUUCGGUAGAAAAAAUCAUAGAUAAACGGACUAGAAAUGGUAAGGUGGAAUACUUUCUUAAGUGGAAUGGUUACGAUGAUGUAGAUAAUACAUGGGAGCCAGAAGAAAAUCUUGAUUGCGAAGAGUUAAUUAGAGACUUCGAGGAAAAACUAAAACAAAAAGAAAUGAAGGACAAAAAAAAGAAGGAUCAACCUGAGCGUGGCCGUAAACGUACACUUUCCAAUUCCACUGUUACUAGUUGCGCAUCAUCAGAAGCUGGACCGUCUGGUGGUCCACCAAAAGAACUUAGGAAGACUUCUUCUCCUCAACCAAAGAAAAAGGUUGAAAAGACUAAUAAGUCCGACAAGUCUGACAAGUCUGACUUGACCGAAGAUGAUGAUGAUGACGAUGAAGAUGAACUUGAUGAUGAUGAUGAAGAUGCAGAUGAAGAUGAUGAUAUCGAAGAUUUAACAGAAGAAAAGGAAAAUAAUGAUGUUUCUGCAGCACCUCCAGCAGAGAAAGUGGCAGAAAAAAUUAUUGGUGCGACGGAUUCCAGUGGCUCAUUGAUGUUUUUACUGAAAUGGAAGGGGAUAGAAGAAGCCGAUUUAAUAUCAGCUCAAGAAGCUAAUUUAAUGUGCCCUCAAGUUGUUAUCAAGUUCUAUGAAGAAAGACUCACAUGGCAUGCCCCUGAAAAUAAAAAUGGUGUUUAA